This is a messenger RNA of Talaromyces rugulosus, 1983 nucleotides long. RefSeq lists its product as uncharacterized. Gene Ontology annotation, molecular function: arylformamidase activity. Lineage: Eukaryota; Fungi; Ascomycota; Eurotiomycetes; Eurotiales; Trichocomaceae. The transcript is spliced from 3 exons. Bases 1 to 1983 code for a protein of 660 amino acids. The record is from RefSeq and is a predicted model, not a curated record.
AUGGCGACACUUCCACCCAAAUAUGAGGAUCUCCCCGAUCCUCGUCGCUACUGGCCAGCUCCUGCCGGCUCCUACGAAGAAGGCAUCGGCAUGCUACGCCUUCUGACGCCGGACGUCGUAGCCAGCGCAGCCCGCAACGAAAUCAAAACCGGCGAACGAGUUUGCCUGAACUGGGAUAUUGAGAAACUAGAUCCUCCGGGUUUCGGGCGUCGCGGAUUCGAGCAUCUGAUCAAAGCCGUAGAGAGCUCCAAUGGAGCAGCGCUGGACGACGAGUACCACUUCAACCCACAGCAGUCUUCGCAAUGGGAUGGGUUGAGACAUCACUCGGCGCCUUAUCCAGAUAACAAGAAGGAGGAGAAAAAGCUGUGGUACGGCGGUACCACAUUAGAAGAGAUUAUCGAGACUGACUCGCCCCGUAUCGGAAUCGGGCAUUGGGCGAGAAAGGGCAUUGCUGGUCGCGGCGUGCUCAUCGAUUAUGUAUCCUGGGCUGAACGCACCAAGGGACUCAAGCCAGAUUAUGCACUGACUCGACACCGGAUUAGUCUCGACGAAGUGCUCGCCAUCGCGGAGGAAUCCAACAUCAAGUUCCAGCCUGGUGAUAUUCUCUUCCUCCGUGUCGGUCUACCACAGACGUGGAACGGCAUGAGUGAACAGCAAAGAAAGGAGUACUCACAGCAAGAAACGCCGUCUCACGCCGGAAUCGAGCAAUCGGAGCGCGUUGUCAAAUGGCUCUGGAACAACCAUUUCGCUGCCGUUGCCAGUGACGCAGUGAGCUUCGAGGUUUUCCCGGCCAUGGAAAACGAUUGGGAUUUGCACCACCACCUUUUGGCCGGUUGGGGAGUGCCCAUCGGGGAGAUGUUUGAUUUGGAUGGUCUUGCUGAGUUAUGCAAGCAGCAUAACAGGUGGAGUUUUUUCGUGAGCAGCAGCCCAUUGAACUGUCUGUUGCGCAGGGUGAAAAAAAAAAGGAAAAUGGCGCUGUUUUCAUCGUUGAUGUCGUCUUCGAUACUUUCCACGUUGCUAUCAUGGCGAGUAUUGUUGAUUUUGGUAUUCGCGGUCAUCAACAGAAAAUCGCUGCCCUUUGUCUGGACAGGAAGAGUCACGUAUGCGAUUCUCAAAAAUCUGCGCCGUGAUCCAUCGCAGUUCAUAUUCGACUCGAAGAACCCCGUCGACGCAAAGGGCCGGCCAACACACCCUGUCUUCGCCGUCGCGACAAUGAGCACCUACACCUCGCUCAUGGAAACAGACUACAACAUACACAAAUCCAACAGCACGUAUUACGCAGACAUGGACGUCGCGCGCACCCACUGCGUGACCCGGCUGUAUACUCCUGGAGCGGGGAUUGUGAACAAGGAACUCGAGGAGGAAUUCGCCGCUGCUGCGGCCGCCGAGGGCAAACCACGGCCCAAGAAGAAACAGCCGUUCUUCGUUGCGUUGGGAGGCUCGUACUGUUCGUUUAAGCGCGAGCUGAAGCCGUUGGAGAAAUACGAUAUCAAGUCAUAUAUGGUUGCUUGGGACGAGAAGUGGAUGUACAUUAUGAGCUACUUCCUGAAGCCGGAAAGGAAGAAAGGUGCUGGACCGACGCUGGCAGCCAUUGGCGUGAGCAAGUACUGCAUCAAAAAGGGGCGUUUGACGGUCCCCGUUGAACGUGUGCUCAGGGCUAGUGGAUAUUUGCCUGCGAGGCCAGAGGGAGCAACUCCGGUUCCUGCUGUAGGGCUGUCUCGAGAUACGUCCAAUAUCGGUACACCCAAAGACGAGGGUGUCACCACUGCGCUUGACGGAGUCAAACUUGUGCAUGAAAUGACCAAGUUGGGCAACCAGGACUGGGAGCUUUUGCAGAAACAACAGAAAGAAAACACUGCCUCGUGGAGCGGAGAUGAGUGGACGUGGGAGCGUAUCGAGGCUCAACGCAAGAAGGGUAUCGAGUUCAUUCAUGGCUAUGUCGAUUUGGACAGUAAGCUCUAUGAUAAUUGGAAUAAUGCCUGA